Molecule: messenger RNA, 2316 nt
Organism: Humulus lupulus (European hop)
Lineage: Eukaryota; Viridiplantae; Streptophyta; Magnoliopsida; Rosales; Cannabaceae
Product: beta-galactosidase 13-like
Exons: 18
Coding region: 1-2316 (771 amino acids)
Biological process (GO): carbohydrate metabolic process
Cellular component (GO): cell wall; vacuole
Molecular function (GO): carbohydrate binding; beta-galactosidase activity
Source: RefSeq, a predicted model, not a curated record
AUGUGGCCAGAUCUUAUUCAGAAGGCCAAACAUGGUGGUUUGAAUGUGAUUCAGACUUACGUUUUCUGGAACAUUCAUGAGCCUGUUAAAGGCGAGUUUAACUUUGAAGGAAACUAUGAUUUGGUGAAGUUCAUUAAAUUGAUUGGUGAACAUGGAAUGUAUGUAACACUCAGGGUUGGACCUUUCAUUCAAGCCGAAUGGAAUCAUGGAGGCCUUCCAUAUUGGUUGAGAGAAGUCCCAGACAUCAUUUUCCGUUCUGAUAACGCACCCUUCAAGUACCACAUGAAAAAAUAUGUGAAGAUGAUUAUAAACAAGAUGAAAGAAGAGAAGCUUUUUGCUCCACAAGGUGGUCCAAUUAUUUUGGCACAGAUUGAAAAUGAGUACAACCAUGUCCAACUUGCAUAUAGAGAACUGGGAACUAGAUAUGUUCAGUGGGCUGCAAACAUGGCUGUGGGGAUGAAAGUUGGAGUUCCAUGGGUCAUGUGCAAGCAGAAGGAUGCUCCUGAUCCAGUAAUUAACACAUGCAAUGGAAGGCACUGUGGAGAUACUUUCACUGGUCCUAAUAAGCCCAACAAGCCUUCUAUUUGGACUGAGAAUUGGACUGCUCAAUACAGAGUUUUCGGAGACCCUCCCUCUCAAAGAGCAGCAGAAGACAUUGCAUACUCGGUUGCCCGGUUUUUCUCCAAGAAUGGAACUCUGAACAACUACUAUAUGUACCAUGGUGGGACUAAUUUUGGUAGAACAAGUGCUGUUUUCACCACAACUAGAUACUAUGAUGAAGCUCCUCUUGAUGAAUAUGGUUUACAAAGGGAGCCUAAGUGGAGUCACCUAAGAGACUUACACAAGGCUUUGAAUCUAUGCAAGAAGGCUUUACUUUGGGGAACUCCUGGAGUCCAAAGGUUGGGCAAGCACACUGAGGUUCGGCUUUAUGAGAAGCAAGGAACAUCCAUCUGUGCUGCUUUUUUAACCAACAACAGCACCAAAGGGGCACACACUGUGAAAUUUAGGGGUGAUAUCUUUUACCUGCCACCAAGGUCCAUAAGCAUUCUUCCUGAUUGCAAGAAUGUGGUCUACAACACUCAAAUUAUUGUAUCACAACAUAAUGCAAGGAACUAUGUCAGAGUGAAAGAAACCAAAAAUCUUAAAUGGAAGAUGUCUCCAGAGCCCAUUCCAAAUGUCCAUCAAAUGAAUAUCAGUAACAAAAUACCAAAUGAGCUCUAUGGCAUGCUUAAAGAUACCACAGACUAUGGAUGGUACACCACCAGCAUUGAACUAAGUCGGCAUGACUUGCCAAUGAGGCCUGAUAUUCUACCUGUUAUAAGAGUUGCAAGUCUUGGCCAUGCACUGCAUUCAUUUGUUAAUGGUGAAUAUAUUGGAUCUGCACAUGGGAGUCAUGAAGAGAAGGGAUUUGUUUUCCAAAAAGCCAUAACCUUAAAGCCCGGGACUAACCAUAUAGCAUUGUUGGGCAUGACAGUUGGACUCCCUGAUAGUGGAGCCUACAUGGAGCACAGAUAUGCAGGGCCCCGAGCUGUCACAAUCCUUGGUUUGAACACUGGAACAAUCGAUCUGACACAAAAUGGUUGGAGGCAUCAGGUUGGUCUGACUGGAGAAAUGAAUCAUGUGUUUGCUGACAAAGGAACAAAGAAGGUUGAGUGGACUCAAGUCAAAGAAGAAGGACCAGCUCUCACUUGGUACAAGACACGUUUUAAUAGCCCUGAAGGUAAAGACCCGGUUGCUAUCCGAAUGAAAGGAAUGGGCAAAGGAAUGAUCUGGGUUAAUGGCCAAAGCAUCGGGCGGUACUGGAUGUCUUACCUCUCUCCUCUUGGAAAGCCUUCUCAAGAAGAAUACCACAUCCCAAGAUCAUACCUCAAGCCAAAGAAAAACCUUCUUGUGGUUUUGGAGGAGGAGCAAGCAAAGCCAGACGACAUCGAGAUCUUAACAGUGAACAGAGACACCAUCUGUAGUUUCAUAACUGAGACAGCUCCACCCCACGUCAAAUCAUGGGCAAGGGAAGAAAACGACAUCAGACCCAUCGUUGAUAAUUUACAUCCAGCGGCUCACCUCAAGUGUCCCAACCAUAAGAAAAUCGUGGCCGUUGAGUUUGCAAGCUUUGGCGACCCGGUAGGCGCCUGUGGAAGCUACUUUGUGGGAAAAUGCGACUCUGCUUCGACCAAGGAAAUUGUUGAACGGGAAUGCUUGGGAAAAUCAAGCUGUGCAGUGCCAGCCAAGAGAAAGGUUUUCGACAAGAAUGGUAAACAUUGCCCAGAUAUAAUGAAAACGCUUGCGAUCCAAGUAAAGUGUGCUGCUAAGGAUUGA